Angiostrongylus costaricensis is the source of this 798-nucleotide messenger RNA. NCBI's taxonomy places the organism in Eukaryota, Metazoa, Nematoda, Chromadorea, Rhabditida, Metastrongylidae. The record is from the annotation of a GenBank genome assembly.
AUGCUCAAUGCAUGGCAGCCAGUUGAUCAGAAUACUUUGAUGAUAGGUGACUCUCUUUACGACUUAUUACGAAGUGUCGAGAAAUUCAAGAAGAAUCACGAUGACUUUUGGGCCAAAUACUCUGAUCAUCUGAAUGACACACUUACGGCUAUCAUGGAGCAGAGUGAAAAGUUUCAAACUAUCGCCGAGGAUAUGCGUCGAGCAAAUGACUUUGUCGAUUCAAUCAAAUCAUUUUUGAUUGUGCUUAUGAUACCAGCUCUAGUGCAGGGUUUCUUAACCCUAACGAGUUUGUUAGUACUGGUUUUAAGGGACUUUUUUCAAAGUUCAACGAACACAGUGGUAAUGAUCGGAAUGGCGAUACUUAACAUGAGUGCUUUUGUUUCAGUGGCUAUCACGGCACUUCUAUUCUUAACAUUUGCAGAUGUCCUGAAAAAAUGCCAUGCUGGUUCCUCUCUAUUUGAAGCCAUUUAUAACCCAAUGGAUUGGGAUGCUGAUGGGUUGAUAACACUUAAUGGGCAUUUCGGGACUGAAAAAUGCAAAGCCGAGGUUGUAAACCAAUUUAUUGAAAAGCGUGAUAGUUCGAUUGUUCGUUAUCGAAUGGCGAUUGACUCAUUUACGAAUGAAAUGACAUGGAAUUCUGGCACUUUGUCACCAACUGGAGAACAAUCGAAAAAACUAGCUACAUUGGCACUGGAUGGGCUGCUGAAUUUCACUGAAGUUGCAACUGAAUCCAUGGACGUGGUAUGUUUCGCUAUUGGGAACCCACUCAUUAUUGGUUUCCUCUCACCAGCUUUAUGA